AUGCGCCCAGAAAGAAGCUUAAAUCAGAAAUCUGGCAUAUUCAAAGCUGAAAAUGAUGCAAAGUAUGAGAUUGAGAAGGAGAAAUUUCGUAUCAGAUUGAGAAGGAGAAAUUUCGAUUCAUUUCUUCUUGGCCAUUUUCAGUUAAUUGGUGCUGGAAUCAAUACUGAACGGGGCUUGUUGAUGGCACGUAUCUCAGAGGAUACUGGUGAAGAGACUCCCUUGAAGGUUUCAUCUCAACUCUCGGUACGAUUGAAGAAACUUGCAACUUUUAUUGGCAUUGUUGGGCUUGUUGUAGCUCUUUUUGUGCUUGGCAUCCUUUUGGGCCGUAAAUUUGUUCGAUUCUUCACUGGAAAUACAAAAAAUCCAGAUGGAAGUUUUCAGUUUAUCAAAGGCGAGACAUCGGUUAGAAUUGUGGUUGUUGCUGUUCCUGUGGGACUUUUAUUGUUUGUUACCUUGAUUGUGGCAUAUGGAGAGUGGAAAAUUAGGGAAGCUAAAGCCUUGCAAGAUAAAGCGUUGGCAGCUAAAGCCUCAGCAUUUCGUAGGCUUUCAGCAUGUGAAAGUAUGGGCUCUGCAAAAGCAAUUUGCAGUGAUGAGACUGGAACAUUGACAAGGAAUCAGGCUAUGCGGUCGGCACAAGAGAGUUUGUUCUUGGGGUCUUCCAGUCGAAUUACUGCAGUGACCUCAAAUUGGAGCUCCAGUAGUGACUCUGAUGAUGUUGCUAUUAUGGACAGUGCCCCUAAGGCUCGAGAAGAUGCCAAGGCUGAAAACAGCAAUUCAUGUGAUCAAGAAGGUAGUUCUGGAGCUAAAAAAGUUAGGAGCCAAGGUCAUCGUCACAGUGGUGCAAAGGCUGCCAUUCAUGAACAGAAAAAGGCAAUACAACCUACGCCUCUUUUGACUGGAUUGCAAAAUCAUCCCUCCAUUUACAUUCGUCUAGGUCGGCCAACUCCUAUUCGUGGUCUUACACCUCAAAAUGUUUGGAAUCUGGCAUUUGACAUAUGGUCUACUACAGCGGAGAUACGACGCAUUAUGAUUAACUUGCCGGGUUAUAUGUGUGCUUUAGCAGAACGAUAUUUCUCUGAGACUCAUACAUUGCAUCUUGGUACUUUCGAAAUUGGUCCUACACCUUUGGCCUGGACUGUGAUUAUUGGCAUUCGGUUUUGUGGUGAUCCCCUUAACCCUUCAGACAUUACAUCUGCAGAUUGUGCUAAGCUUCUUGGACUUGAGGGACCUACAGGGGUUAUCUCCGAGGGCAAAGUUAAGCUAGAUGCUUUGUGCCCUAGUACUCUGGACUUCAGUAAGGAUCCAACUAACGAUGAUAGAGAUUGGAUGUUUAGAAGGCUGAUUGUGUAUCUUGUUGGUUCUUGUUUUUUCAGUGGGACUGAUUUGAUGGUUCCAAUUCACUUAGUUUCUGCAAUGAGCAAUAUUCAGGAAUCAAUCACGGUUCCUUUUCGGGAUUUUACCCUUUCUUGUUAUUCUGGGCUUAUGAGCACCUUCCCUGUAUGCGACCAGGGGGUCGAUGCUUGGGAUUUGGUAGAGGAUGAGGGACGCGAUUAUGCUGAUUGGUUUCGUACUCACUCAUUGGGAAGGAUAGUCAAAUUGGAGCAGUCUCUCAGAGAUACGUCAGAUAAGUGGAAGGAGAAAUGUCAAAGUCUUGAAACCACGCUAAAGACUGUCCAAGAAGAAAGCCAACAUUGGAAGGAGCUGGCUGAGGCAGUGGAAGGGAAAAGAAAAUUCUGGGAGAACCAGUUCAUUGAUGCCCAGAAAAAAGUUGCAAAAUUAGCGGCGCAAAAGGUAGCAUUUAUAUAA
Molecule: messenger RNA, 1806 nt
Organism: Dovyalis caffra
Lineage: Eukaryota; Viridiplantae; Streptophyta; Magnoliopsida; Malpighiales; Salicaceae
Source: the annotation of a GenBank genome assembly